Necator americanus (New World hookworm) is the source of this 303-nucleotide messenger RNA. RefSeq lists its product as uncharacterized. Bases 1 to 303 code for a protein of 100 amino acids. Lineage: Eukaryota; Metazoa; Nematoda; Chromadorea; Rhabditida; Ancylostomatidae. The record is from RefSeq and is a predicted model, not a curated record. The transcript has 3 exons.
AUGCCCGUGAAAAAUGCCACCAGGAGGGAUCCACGAGUUCAUGUCGCAUAUCUGACCACCUCUAGCGAGGGAUGGUCAAUGAUGGAACAGGGGCAAGUUAAGGGACCGAUGAUGACGUUCCAUCUGAAGCAGUUUUUGCGAAGAAGCUUCGACGUUGGCAACAACCGCAAUGACCUCGAAAUUCGAGAGUUCGAACGACAAUUUGAAAUGCCAAACUACAACCAGAUGACUAUGAAGGUUCGAGCGGAGACGAACAUUGACACUGAAGGAUACACGGCAACGUAUAAACGAGUACUAGGAUGA